AGCGCAGAUCUUCCCGCCAGGUCAUGUGCAUUCUGCUUCCGCAAUUACUCCUGCUGCCUGUCAUCGCCUUUUUUUUCUAUUUCUAAUGUUUAUUAAAUUUUUUGGCAGUGCUUUUGACUCAAACUUACCUACGCGUAGUGGGCGUUUUUGGAUUCCCAUCUUUAGGAGGCACUGUGAUCAUCAGGAGAGGAAGUUAAAUCCAAACUUAUGAUUCAUUCCAUUCACAGGAUUAAAAAAAAGACAUAUCAGGAAUGCAAUUGUUUUUCCGUCUCGACGGGGUCCUGCUGGGUGGGGGCCGUUGCCCCCGAGCUCAUGUCAUGUGUCACCAUUCUAUUUGUGAAGCCGUUCGCCUGAACACAAAGAGACGUUGGUGUCACAUGUCAGACUACUACUUGUAGAGCUCAGCUCCCAGCAGAGUUUGAAUCUGAGCUCAUUCGGCUUUUUCUCUGGGAAAGACCAUGCUUCUGGCAACGCUAAAAGGUCUGGGCAGGAAGCUGCUGCGAGUGAAGGUGGUGGACUGUAGCACGGAGGAGUCCCGCUUGUCCCGAUGCCUCGGCACCUUCGACCUGGUGGCUCUGGGAGUGGGCAGCACUCUGGGCGCUGGCGUCUACGUUCUCGCCGGCGCUGUAGCCCGUGAAAACUCUGGACCCGCCAUCGUCCUCUCCUUCCUCAUCGCCGCCCUGGCGUCCGUUCUAGCCGGCCUGUGCUACGCCGAGUUUGGAGCCCGCGUCCCCAGAACUGGCUCGGCUUACCUCUACAGCUACGUGACAGUGGGAGAGCUGUGGGCGUUUAUCACCGGCUGGAACCUCAUUCUGUCUUAUGUAAUAGGAACUUCAAGUGUGGCCAGGGCCUGGAGCGCCACCUUUGAUGAGCUGAUCAAUGGGCACAUCAAGAGGUUUUCCUCGCAGUACCUUCCCAUGAACGCACCAGGGGUGGCAGAAUACCCUGACAUUUUUGCUGUCCUCAUCAUACUCAGUCUAACAGGUCUGCUCGUGUUUGGAGUCAAAGAGUCCGCCCUGGUAAAUAAAGUCUUCACCUGCAUCAAUGUGCUGGUCCUCCUGUUUGUCAUCAUCGCUGGGUUUGUCAAAGGAGACCGAAAAAACUGGAGCUUGAACCCAGAGGACAUCCUGAACUCCACCAGAAACUCCACCUUGAACACCACUGCUUCUUUAGCCAGCGAGGAAACCAUCGGUGCAGGCGGGUUCAUGCCCUUUGGCUGGACAGGAGUCCUUUCGGGGGCUGCAACUUGCUUUUAUGCGUUUGUAGGGUUUGACUGCAUCGCCACCACAGGAGAGGAGGUGAAGAACCCGCAGAGGGCCAUUCCAAUCGGGAUCGUUGCCUCCCUGCUCAUCUGUUUUGUGGCAUACUUCGGUGUGUCGGCCGCUCUCACUAUGAUGAUGCCGUACUACAUGCUGAGCAAGGACAGCCCUCUGCCUGUGGCCUUUGAGUAUGUGGGCUGGAAGGGAGCCACUUAUGCCGUGGCUAUCGGCUCUCUGUGCGCUCUGUCCACCAGCUUACUGGGCUCCAUGUUCCCAAUGCCCAGGGUGAUCUGGGCCAUGGCAGAAGAUGGGCUGCUCUUCAAAUGUUUGGCAUCAGUCAGCUCACGAACCAAAACCCCUCUAACAGCUACAGUAACGUCAGGUGUAGCGGCAGCUGUCAUGGCCUUCCUGUUUGACCUGACGGAUCUGGUCAACCUCAUGUCCAUCGGUACUUUGCUGGCCUACACUCUGGUCGCAGCCUGCGUCCUGGUCCUCAGGUACCAGCCUGAGCAGCUCAGAGCGGCUUAUGAAAUGGCCAAAACGCAGGACGAAGCAGACAUUUCUGAGUCCUAUAGCGACAUCCUGCCUCAACCAGAAGAUCGCCUCACCGUCAAAAACCUCCUUUUCCCUUCAAAACCCGAGCCCUCACCUCAGUCUGGACUUGUUGUCAAUAUUUGCACCAGCAUACUUGGUGUUCUGGUGUGUGUUUUCGGUGUGGUGGCUGUUCAAGGAGGCCUGGCUCCCUGGUCUGUGUGUCUGCUCAGCACCAUUGCAGCCACCUGUCUUGUUGUCACAUUCAUUGUGUGGAGACAGCCGCAGAGCAAAACCAAGCUAGCAUUCAAGGUUCCUCUUCUGCCCUUCGUCCCGGUCAUCAGCAUGUUUGUCAACGUCUACCUGAUGAUGCAGCUUGACAGAGGAACGUGGAUCCGCUUCGCCAUCUGGAUGGUUUUAGGAUUCAUCAUCUAUUUCACCUACGGGAUUCGCAACAGUGCAGAGGCGGCGGCGAACCGUUCGGACGCCGACUCCCCAGCCUGUGCCAUCAAGGGGGAGCCCAUGACCACAGAGAAGGAAGCUUUCCUGCACAACACGCAGACGUACAGCCCAGACGAGGAUUUAUGAUGAAACACUCCGCCUUCAGAGGUCGGACUAACCGUCAUGUUGCACCUGUGGGUUAACUUCUUAGAUUCCCUGAAUGUUCCUCUUUUUACAUCUGUAUUGCAUGAGAAAUGCACCAAUAACUUUGGGGCUUUUAAACGUUUGUGUUUACAGUUUUAUGAGAAAUGCAAAGCGUCUGAAUGUAAUACACGAUCCAAAGUGCUUCUGAGGCUCCAGACACACCGAGCUCAAGUGUGGAGCAAGCAAGUCUGCGCCAAUAAAACUCAGUCUAGCCCAUGAGUUUGGCCACACCACUUUCUGAUUUAGAGACAAAAAACAAAAAAGCAUAUUCAGCCCUACAGCUGAAGCGUCACUUCACCCAAAGCACACAGCAAAAGGCAGUCACUCAGAAUUUCAAUAUAAGAUGUCACAUCCCUUUGAGAUGCUACUGUUGUGUUACAUUGUGGUGUGUCUGGGCCUUUACACGCAGCUUUUAAGAAUGUAUUUUGUUACUGAGCAAAAAGAUAAUUACAUCACAUUGACUGUUUUAUUCUGAAGCAUCACACCUUAGGGAAAAACACUGUUAUGAUUUUAUAUCAUCCCAGUAUUUGUUCUGACUGUAAAACAAGGGGUUCUAUUUAUACGAGUCUGAAAUGAUCAUGGAUCACAGGGGUUGUGCUUGUGUUUUUUUUUUUGUUGUCAUCUUCAAGUGAAGAGCAAAAAAGUGUCAGUUGUAUGUUAAGUUUAAAAUAUGCCUGUUGACUAACCAAAGUAACAGUGGCUGCUUGACAAGAACAACUUUCUUUAAUGCAGAGUGCUUUAGGUAAAACAAAAAAUAGACAUCAAAUUAAAACUAUUGUCACACCGAAAGGACAAUUUAGAUUCACUAAUUGACCAAUGAAGCAAGUGUUGGAGGAUCCGGAGUCCCCGGGGUAAACCCACUCGUGCAGCCGGGAUUCAGAGGGCUUACUCCUAUCAGGUGACAGCUUGAGUUGGGAUCCUGACUCAAAUUGCAAAAGUGGAGUCAAUUCAUGCUAUACUAGGAGUUUAGUCUCUGUAGACCAGGGGUGCCCACACUUUUUCAGCUUCUUUUCAAACGAUCAGCUCCAAAAGAUCAAUUUACAUAAAUGAAAAUUAAAUAUCAUAAAAUCCUUAUUUGAUGUGUUCAUAUUUGUGUACUAAAAGACACAGACUUCUCAUGAAAAGCAGAUUUUGAAGUGAACCAGACAAAUAUUUUUGAAUGAAAUGGCUACAUUUGGAUGAACAUGUGAGGUUACAGCUUGUUAAAAAGUUCUUGUCAUUUUUCCUUCCACGGUUUGUAUAAUUGGUGUUCGCAGAACGUUCCACGAUGGUUCUAUUCGGGGCUAUUUUUGAGCGACUGACCUCGGGCCAAGUCGAGGAAAAACGAAGCGCGUCAGCAGCUGCAUCCACGGUUAGGCGUCUGAUGCUGAACGCUCACACCGUUCUGAACUUUAUUAGGAAGAAAGACUCCAGAUCUGCUAGUUUAGUAGCGGUUCUACAUGUCAAUCAAGUGACGUACUUCAAUUCGCUUAUGGCAAUUUUUGAAGAAAAAGACGAUUUUUUUUGUUUUGUUUAUUUAUUUACCUACAGUUCCUUCGAUCGAGAUUGACGCGUUAUAUUGGGCACCCCUGCUGUGAAAUAUUCAGUGCACUGCUCUACUCUCACAGGGAAUUGUUUGGAUCAGUGCUCUUUUGGCUGAGUCUUAUUUGCUCAUGUUUACUUUAAGUCAUGUUCUGUCUCAGUAACGCCACGUUGAAGUUGCCAACUAUCUACAACUGUCCUCUGUUACCUUAUUAUUUAUUCUCAAGAGUAUCUUUUCAGGGCAGCUUUGUCAGUUCAUGCUUUAUGAUGAGAUCAGCUGGAAACAGCAGUGCGUGAGUAUUGACCGAAGAAACAGUUUUGUCUAUUUUUCUUGUUUUUUUUUAUAUUCUCUUACUCAAAAUGCCAUGAAAUCAAACGGGAGAGACAGUAUCUGAAGCAAAGCUACAUAGGAAUGUAUUCAUUCUUCUACUAUAGGAGAAAGUAGCUCAUGAGCUGAAUUCCUCUGGAUAAUGAUGCGUUAUAGCAGAUCAAGAGCAUCAGGUUUUAAAGCAGCAGCCUCCAUGAGCCUCUUACACGCUUUACACUGUAAGAGCCUGUUUUCAAUACACAAGUUUCUGAUUCAGACAUCCUCUUUACUUGACAGCUUUACACAAACUUCCUGUUUGUGUUCAUCAAAUAAAACUCUACUUUCGUUCUGUCCGGGUUUGAAUUCUUGAGGAACAGUUCACAUUUAUUGAUGCUAACUUGUGUUUUACUCACAAUUCUUGCCUUGAUGCUGAAACUAUUGUUUAAACGGAUUUAAAGUGUGUAAAGGCAUCUGAAAAAUCAAUGUCAGCUUUUAAGAUGUGUUUACCAGAGUAAGAGAAAUAAAAGCCUGCAUGAAGUUCUUCUUUUA
This is a messenger RNA of Oryzias latipes (Japanese medaka), 4812 nucleotides long. Its product is annotated as high affinity cationic amino acid transporter 1. The record is from RefSeq and is a predicted model, not a curated record. Gene Ontology annotation, biological process: L-arginine import across plasma membrane; L-ornithine transmembrane transport. NCBI's taxonomy places the organism in Eukaryota, Metazoa, Chordata, Actinopteri, Beloniformes, Adrianichthyidae. Gene Ontology annotation, cellular component: plasma membrane. Gene Ontology annotation, molecular function: L-ornithine transmembrane transporter activity; L-lysine transmembrane transporter activity; L-arginine transmembrane transporter activity.